This is a messenger RNA of Onychostoma macrolepis, 3370 nucleotides long. RefSeq names its product insulinoma-associated 1b (gene insm1b). The transcript has a single exon. Lineage: Eukaryota; Metazoa; Chordata; Actinopteri; Cypriniformes; Cyprinidae. Gene Ontology annotation, cellular component: transcription repressor complex; nucleus. Gene Ontology annotation, molecular function: RNA polymerase II cis-regulatory region sequence-specific DNA binding; DNA-binding transcription repressor activity, RNA polymerase II-specific. Bases 1356 to 2693 code for a protein of 445 amino acids. The record is from RefSeq and is a predicted model, not a curated record. Gene Ontology annotation, biological process: regulation of cell cycle process; neuron differentiation; negative regulation of transcription by RNA polymerase II.
UUGAAGAAAUGCAAUGAUGGCUGACCCCUGGCCUGACCUCGAGGUCAGUGCUCAUCUUUGAUUGCGUCCAGCACGCGUCUCUCUUUUGGCCAGAUUGUUCGUGUAUCCCUGUAGAGGUCAAUUUGCUUUUCAAAGGCAAAAAAAGCCUGUGACGGCUGGCCAGACGCGGCCAUUGUGUUGGGAGAUGAGGGCUUCUUCUGAUGACUUAUGCAUGCGUUAGCCAGCUGAUUUAUACUGCCCUCAGACAGACGCGUGGCAUUACAAAUCUCUCUAAUGUCCAGAUUUGCAAACACAGGAAGCGCUUUGGACAAAUUUAGCAUGUUCGUGUUUCAUACGCACUAAAUUAAUUAAUAACAUGCGAUGUGUAACUACUUUGUGGAGCUGGCUUUUUUUUUUUUUUUUUUUUUAGUAAAAGCUAUUUACACGAAAUACGCGUGAAACGGAAACUUUAAACUGUAAACAUGGGCGUCACAAUCACACAAAACAAUUACCCCAUCCAAAUUGUGUUUUUUUCCCCCGAAGAUUAAUUUUAUUUUGAAUAAUACUGCAUAUUUUACAAAAUGACUAUUAUAAAAUCGUCCUCCUCUUGUCUAUAUUCACUUCAGCUUUAGGUUGUGUAAUAAUUUGCAUUGCGUAGGCCUGCUGCAAUUAUUGGCUCUCAUGAUAAAUGAUUGUAUAAAUGCAAUUGUAAUGUACUGAUCACUUCUGCAUUUAACAUAUUUAAAUGCAUUCUUAAUGAAAACGACAAAUUAUACAGUUUAAUUCAAAGUAGGUCGAAACAUAUACAUACUUAAAUCUGCAGUCUGAAAUAGUUAAUGCUCCAUAUUGUCCCGAUAUACAUUUUUAAAUAAUUCUAAAUAUAUAAUACAGAGACAUGCGUCAAGAUUUAAGUGAAGACAUUCCCCACCACAGCUCCAAACUAAGCAUUCCGAAAAGAACUUUCUUUGUUGUCUCUCAUUCGAAAUUGUGAUGAUGAUGAUGACGACGAUGAUGGCCAGUGAGUGACAUUUCCUUCUGCGCCCUAGAGCCGCGGCACGCGCUGCUCUCCAUACAUCUCCAUCAGACCGUGAACGGAGAGCAGCGCGCAUUACUACAAUAAAGGCCAGGUACAUCUGCUCUGUAGCGCCCGGUCCGAGGCUCUCAGCCCUCCCACGGGCAAUUCCGCAGAGAUUCUCGCUCGCUCCUGAUUGGACGAGGACGCGGCGACGAGGGGCGAGAACAAUAACAUCAUUCCGGCUUAAAAAGAGUGCAGCUAUGCGUCUACGAGCAAAAGCAUCUCUCAGAGGGAGGGAGGCGGACGGCGCGUUUGUGGCUCUGGAUCUCGUCUCGUUGUGCCUUGUCAUCCUCGUCUCAUCAUGCCCAAAGGAUUCCUGGUGAAAAGGAACAAGAAAGCAGCGCUCGUUUCGUACCGGAUACGCUCGGAUGAGGAUGGAGGAUCCGCUCCAGAAUGCCAGAUCGCGCAGAUCGCCUCGCCUCCACCCGCGCCCAGCGCCUCCAAGCCGGAUAGCAUCACCUCAGCGUUCCCGUCGGACGGAGCAGAGGCGCCAGUGCCGGUCCACAGCGCCAAGCCGGUGCAGUUCGGCAAUCCGGAGACGGUGUACCAAGCCCUGUACAGCCCCACCCGGCCCAUCAGCAAGGAGCACGACAGGAAAUAUUUCGAGAGGAGUCUCAACCUCGGCUCGCCCGUCUCUGCCGAGUCGUUCCCGACUCCCGCCUCUCUCACCAGCUUGGACCAUCAUCUUCUGUUCGCGCCGGUCGACUUGAAAAUCGGCACCAGCAACAGCAACCGGAGCGGAACGGCGCCCGUCAUCCGCACCGGCGCCAAAAGACCUCCCUCGGACGCCGCCGAGCGUAAAAGCAGCAAAAGCGCCAAGAAGCCCAAAGCCAUACGCAAACUCAACUUCGAGGACGAGGUCACCACAUCCCCGGUGCUGGGCCUGAAAAUCAAAGAGGGGCCCGUGGACCUGAAGCCCCGAGCGGCCUCGGGCAACACCAACAAGCCCCUGGGGGAGUUCAUUUGCCAGCUUUGCAGAGAAGAAUACUCGGACCCGUUCUCUCUGGCACAGCACAAGUGCUCCCGGAUAGUGCGGGUGGAGUACAGGUGUCCCGAGUGCGAGAAGGUCUUCAGCUGUCCGGCGAACCUGGCCUCCCACCGGCGCUGGCACAAACCGCGCGUGCCAAACGCGCCCAAACAAGCCCUCCAGCCCGCCAAACCGUUCCCCGAGGAGUUCCCCGGCGACAGAGACUCCCCGAGUCCGGGUCUGUCAGAGUCCGGCUCCGACGACGGGCUCUACGACUGCCAGCACUGCGGGAAGAGGUUCAAGCGCCAAGCCUACCUGAGGAAGCACAUCCUGGGACACCAGGCGCUCCAAAAUCAGCUCCUCGGAGAGGCUUUGCGCGCCGCGGAGAGCCCCGACAUCGUGCCGUCGGAGGACAGCCAAAGCCCGGCUCCGCUCAAUCUGAGCCCAGCGGACUGUCUCGCGUGUCCGGCUUGUGGAGAGAAGCUGCCCAACCGGGCGAGUCUGGAGCGACACCUGCGCAUCCUGCACGACGACUCCCAGGCGUUUCCCUGCAAGUUCUGCCCCGCCACUUUCUACAGCUCGCCGGGUCUCACCAGGCACAUCAACAAAUGCCACCCCACCGAAAACAGGCAAGUCAUCCUUCUCCAGAUGCCCGUGCGUAACGCCUGCUGAAGACGAACCCACAGCGAUCCGUCCUUUUAGAACCAUCUAUUUUCUUCAUCCAACCCCUCGCUAGAAAAGUCUGGAGAAAAGUAUUAGUUUGGUCCUUACAAAGGUAUUUUUCUAGAACCCUUGCACACAUGGUAAUGUAAUAGCUCCUAGACCUAAGAUAUGUUCCUGUACCUCUGCCUUGAAUUCACAUGCUGUGCGUUUCACGUCUGUAGCUUUAAUCUAGUAUGUGAAUUACGGGACUGAAAUGUUCUCUCUCUCUCUCUCUCUUCGUACUGAAAACUACAUCAACAAAUCUUGAAAACUUUCCCUUUAGUAGCCAGAAAUGCCUUUAGAGAAAUACAUCAAACUACUGCCUUAAGAACUCUUAAGUGUAAUGAUUGUUUUUGAAUGUCGGCACACAAUUACAGCUUACUAUCAUGAUGUAAAAUUAUUGUAAUAUGUUUAUUCGUAAUAUUUUAUUUAUUUAUGUAUUUAUUUAUUUUCAAUGGCUUUGUGUAAAUUAUUGUGACUUUUCUCCCGUGUCACAUGUUGCAGUCGAAUCGUUGUGUCGAGAUCAUCUUGUCUUGGGUUUAGUGCGCUCCCUUGAAACGUGAAGCUCUUAUAGAUGCAAUCUUUUUCUACGUAUACAGCUUAUUUUCCUAAAUGUUUGCUACCUAGCGCUUUAUAUGUGAGUCCGU